Messenger RNA from Corticium candelabrum, 3777 nucleotides. Its product is annotated as AP-3 complex subunit delta-1-like. Gene Ontology annotation, cellular component: endosome membrane; AP-3 adaptor complex; membrane coat. The record is from RefSeq and is a predicted model, not a curated record. The transcript is spliced from 29 exons. NCBI's taxonomy places the organism in Eukaryota, Metazoa, Porifera, Homoscleromorpha, Homosclerophorida, Plakinidae. Gene Ontology annotation, biological process: intracellular protein transport; protein targeting to vacuole; Golgi to vacuole transport. Bases 74 to 3712 code for a protein of 1212 amino acids.
GUCACGUGCAUGUCACUCCAGAAAUCGCUGCCGUCCUGAAGCCGUUCUGAGCCACUAGUUUUUGCUGCUCACUAUGUUUGAGAAGUCUAUGCACGAUCUUGUGCGUGGUAUUCGAAACAACAGACAGAAUGAGGCACGAUAUAUUGCCACAUGUAUUGAUGAAAUCAAGAGAGAGCUAAAGCAAGAGAACAUGAACGUGAAAGCAAACGCCGUGGCAAAACUUCUUUAUCUUCAAAUGUUAGGAUAUGAUAUUAGCUGGGCGGCAUUCAACGUCAUUGAGGUGAUGAGCUCGCAGAAAUUUACGCAUAAGCGUAUCGGAUAUUUGUGUGCGACUCAAUCAUUUCAUGAAGAGACAGAUGUUCUCAUGUUGACAACCAACAUGAUAAAAAAGGACAUGUCAAGUCAGAGUCAAUAUGAGGCAGCAGUUGCUCUUAAUGGCUUGAGUUGCUUUAUCACUAGCGAUCUUGCAAGAGAUCUAGCUAAUGAUCUCAUGUCACUGUUGGCAGCAAUAAGGCCUUAUGUGAAGAAGCACGCUAUUCUAGUUAUGUAUAAGGUCUUCCUCAACUUUCCUGAUGCAUUGAGACCAGCAUUUGCAAGGCUCAAAGAUAGACUGGAAGAUGCAGACGCUGGUGUUCAAUCAGCUGCAGUUAAUGUAAUCUGUGAGUUGGCUCGAAAAAAUCCUCGAAACUACUUGUCUCUUGCUCCUGUUUUUUUCAAAUUGAUGAGCAGCUCUACAAAUAACUGGAUGCUUAUCAAGAUCAUCAAAUUGUUUGGAGCUCUGGCUCCACUAGAGCCUCGUUUGGGAAAGAAAUUAACUGAGCCACUAACCAAUCUUAUUCAUUCAACAUCAGCUAUGUCUCUCUUAUACGAAUGUGUCAAUACAAUGAUAGCUGCAGUUCCUAGCCACACUGCAUCUAUGCAGUUGUGUGUGACAAAGCUGCGCGUAAUGAUUGAAGAUCCAGAUCAGAACUUGAAAUAUUUGGGAUUGUUGUCUUUGGGGAGAAUAUUGAAAUAUCAUCCAAAGGUUGUACAAGCACACAAAGAUAUGAUUCUGAAAUGUCUAGAGGAUAAGGAUGAGUCUAUCCGCUUACGGUGUCUAGAUCUAAUCUAUGGCAUGGUCAGUAGGAAGAAUCUAACCGAAAUCAUCAAGAAACUUAUGGUUCAUGUUGACCAUGCAGAAGGAGCAGCUUAUCGUGAUGAGUUAGUUUGUAAGAUCACAGAAAUCUGUUCACAAAACAACUACCAAUUUGUCACUAACUUUGAAUGGUAUGUCACGGUGUUAGUGGAGCUGACAAAAGUAGAGGGAACUCGUCAUGGUCGUCUUUUAGCAGAUCAAAUGUUGGAUGUUGCAAUUAGAGUCAAAACUGUUCGACCAUUUGCCGUCAAACAGAUGGCAGUUCUAUUGGACAAUUUGCAUCUGCUGAGUCGUAAUCCUGGGCAACAGGGAGCGUGUGAGGUGCUCUAUGCUGCUGCCUGGGUUUGUGGUGAAUUUUCAGAAUAUUUGGAUGAUCCUCGCUCAACAUUGGAAUGUAUGUUGAGAUCAAGAGUGACAACCCUGCCACCUUACGUUCAGAGUGUGUUUAUUCACAAUGUUAUCAAAUUAUACUCUCAUAUGCUUAGCCAAGCAGAACAAAAGGGGGAUGAUGAUGCUGGAGAUUUUGAAGAUCUUAGAGAAAAAAUCAAAGAGAAGCUGGUUGUGUUCGUUGGUUCUGCUGACUUGGAAGUUCAAGAGAGAGCAUCAUGUGCAAUCCAACUUCUCAAGUACCUAAAUAAACUCCAAGAGAAAGAUGUGAAUGGUGUAGCAGAACUUGCUGCUCUGUUUGUUGGAGAACUUAAUCCUGUAGCACCAAAGGCUCAACGGAAAGUGCCAGUACCAGAAGGUCUUGAUCUUGACAAGUGGAUCAAUGAUCCUCCAUCAGAAAGUGAAGAGGAAAGUUUCAGUAUGGAGAAAGCUUUUUUUGGAAAUGAUGUUGAGCCAAAGAGAAGACACAGAACUAAAGAAGAAGAAGAGGAAGAAGAAGGAGAAAUGCAGAAGAGAAGGGAAGCUAGGCGUCAAGCUCAACUCAGUAACCCUCAUUAUUUGCAAGCAGCUCCAAAGAAGUCAACAACAGAGAUUGAGGAAAUUCCAGUGACAGCAUUGACCUUGGACAUUCCUUUGAGAAUCUCAAACCUGGGAAUAGAAGAUAAGAAAUCUAAGAAAAAGAGAGGCAAGAAGCACAGGAAAGGAAAGAGACAUGGAAAUGAAAGUAGUGAAGAAGAGAUACAGCCAACUAAACACAGAGUAGAAAUACGAACAGAAGAACUGCCUGAUGGAGCAGUGUCAACUGGAGACGAAGACACAGUUGCCAAGCAGGGUGAAGAUCCUCAUAAAGCAUUAAACAUUGAUUUAGACCGACCUCUUGAUGCUGAUGAAGUGUUGCCAGUUAGACAGCAUAGAGUAGUAACAGGAGAAAAAGAAGACGUGGAACAGAAGGAUGGUGAGGCAGAGGGAAAGACAAAAGAAAGAAGGAAGAAGAAGAAAGACAAGGAGAAGGAAAGGAAGAGAAAUGAAAGGAAACACAGGAAGAAGAGGACAAAGGGAGCAGACCCCGAAAAUGACAAUGCUGCUGCUGUGGUUGAAAAUGAGGAUACUGCAGAACCUGUUGUUGACAUGGUUAAUGCAGUUAACGAAACAGUAGCAACAAGUGAUUCUAAGCCUACACCAGUUAGUGGACAGCAACUAUUAGAAGUUGAUGACCUCGACUUUUGGUUGUCACAGUCUGAUGCUCCUGUAACUGCAUCUGCAACCACAGCAGAGCCUACUGUAGAUCAGAAAAGCAAAGAAGAUGGUGUGGAGGUUGUUGUCAAAAAUGAGGAGGUCGUGUCAAAGAGCAGACACAAAAGAGGAAAAAAGGAAAAAAGAGAUAAAAAGAAAAAUCUGAAGAGGUCAGAAGUACAGGAAGAUCCAGUUGUAGAAGAGAAACAAGAAGAGGCAGAAGCAGUGGAUGAACCAGAACCAGUGAUUGUUAUGACUUAUCUACCUCUUGCUGCUGACAAGCAUGUUGACCUUACGUAUGAACUGAGAGUCAAUCCAUCUAUUAACAAUCAAGUUGUAGCAUCUGUAGUUUUCAAAAAUCUGAGUGAUGGACAGCUGAUGAACAUGGAUUUCAAUGUGUUGGAUUCGUUGAACACAAAGAUGGUAAGGCCAAUUGGAAGUCCUGCUCAUGAUGGCAUUCGUGUUCCUUUCCAACUACCACAAGGCAUUGCCAAUGAGUCACAAUUUGCAUUUACAGUUGACAGUAUUUUGAUGCCACAGAAACUGAGAGGAACUCUGACAUACAUGAUCAAGAGAACUGAUGGUGCAACAAGCGAAAAGCUUGACUUUAAACUCAGCUUGCCAUGUUGUGCAUUUGUUAUUCCUGUUCCUUGUGAUGGCAAGCAGUUUUCAGAUCUGUUGAGUGGAGGAUUGUUGUGUGAAGCUCAAACAGUCAAGUUGAGUCCUACUAAAACGUCAAAGUUUGGACAAACACUUUGCCACAUAUGCUCUCUUCUUCAUCUCUCUGUUGUCGAAAGGGUUGAAGAGAGUGCAUCUCUGUAUGGAUCUUCCAUACAGAAACAUCACAUUUGUCUUCUUGUCAAGUCAGCGGAGGAAGGUAAAGUGUCUGUAAGUGCAAAGAGCAGUGACUCGUCAUUUAUUGCUCACUUGUUAACAGAACUCAAAUCUGAACUGUAGCUGUUUCUACAUAUUGUAUGUUUAUGUCGUAGUUACCAAUUGCUAAUCAAUUUAUUUCUUGGUUC